Macrosiphum euphorbiae (potato aphid) is the source of this 543-nucleotide messenger RNA. NCBI's taxonomy places the organism in Eukaryota, Metazoa, Arthropoda, Insecta, Hemiptera, Aphididae. The record is from the annotation of a GenBank genome assembly.
AUGAAGUCUCGAGGAGCACUGACAAAUAGGAUUGAUACUGAAUUAUUAUCUCAAAUUAACGAUGAAGUUCACUAUUGGAAAAAUGUUUUGAAAAGAGUGGUUGUAGUGGUAAAAACCUUGGCAAUAAGAGGAUUGGCUUUUGGAGGUAACUCGGAGAAAAUUGGAUGCCCACACAAUGGAAAUUUUUUAAUGUCCAUGGAAUUGAUAGCACAAUUUGAUCCAUUUUUAGCAUCACGUAUUUCUAAAUAUGCUAAUAAAGGAAAAGGGUCAACAUCAUACUUAUCGUUCCAUACAUAUGAACAAUUUAUAACUUUGAUGAGUGACAAAGUAUUGGAAAAUAUUCUAAAAGAAGUCCAAACAGCAAAGUAUUUUUCAAUAAUAGUUGAUUCAACUCCUGAUAUUUCCCAUACUGACCAAUUAUCAUUCGUAAUAAGGUACGUUUUAGAUGGGUAUCCUAAAGAACGGUUCAUGGGUUUUUUAGAGAAUACUGGGCAUAAAUCUGAACAAUUGGCUGAUAGUGUAUUAACUACUCUUGCAUUGUAG